AUCAUGUGCUGAUGCUACUCUGCUUCUUCGCUGGCCCGGCAGGCCGGUGCACACUUUGCAGGAGCGGGCUUUGUCAUAAUCUUCUUUGUAGCCCCAGCCCUAGCUCAGCAGCGGAGCCCCUCAAACCUCGGGAACUCCUCCCUGCAAAGGAGCCAGGACGCCCUCCCUCAGGCUGCCUUUAAUCAGGGCAGGGUGACAGAGGACCUCCACAGAGUUGGCGGUGACUGCCUUAGCAGUCAGGCCUCAGGGCCCGGGCAGGCACAGCCAGCGGGACUCGAAGCAGGCUGGCGCCGGGGCUCGGGUAGCCGCCUCACAGCUGCAGGCGGACUGUAAGCGCGCGCGCGGUCGCCAUGGCAGCGCAGCCGCCGCGGCCAGUGGGUGAGAGGAGCAUGGGGAGCCCCCGGGAGGCCGCCCGUGCGCCGGCCAGGUCCCCGGCUUGGGCCUCCACUCAGGCUAGUACUCCGGGCGCGGCCCUGGCGGUUCAGCGCGAAUCUCCAGAAUCUGGUCUCCAGGAACAUUAUUCUAAUCUGUGUAUGGAAAAAUCCCAGAAAAUUAAUCCUUUUAUAUUGCAUAUACUCCAAGAGGUGGAUGAAGAAAUUAAAAAGGGGCUAGCAGCAGGAAUCACAUUAAACAUUGCUGGUAACAAUCGCUUAGUGCCAGUAGAAAGAGUUACAGGUGAAGAUUUUUGGAUUCUUUCCAAAAUUUUAAAGAAUUGUCUGUAUAUUAAUGGUUUGGAUGUUGGAUAUAACCUUCUAUGUGACGUUGGUGCAUACUAUGCUGCGAAACUGCUUCAGAAACAACUUAAUCUCAUUUACUUAAACCUCAUGUUUAAUGAUAUUGGGCCCGAAGGUGGAGAAUUGAUUGCUAAAGUGCUACAUAAGAAUCGGACUCUGAAAUACCUAAGAAUGACUGGAAACAAAAUUGAAAAUAAAGGUGGAAUGUUUUUUGCUGCAAUGCUGCAAAUUAAUUCAUCCUUAGAGAAAUUAGAUCUGGGUGACUGUGAUCUGGGAAUGCAAAGUGUGAUAGCAUUUGCUACAGUACUAACUCGAAACCAAGCAAUUAAGGCAAUAAACCUAAACCGACCUAUACUGUAUGGUGAACAGGAAGAGUCUACAGUCCAUGUAGGCCGCAUGUUGAAAGAAAAUCACUGUCUUGUUGCACUACACAUGUGUAAGCAUGAUAUAAAAAACAGUGGUAUACAACAGUUAUGUGAUGCACUGUAUCUGAACAGUAGCCUGCGCUACCUUGAUGUCAGCUGCAACAAAAUAACUCAUGAUGGAAUGGUGUAUUUGGCUGAUGUACUGAAAAGCAACACUACCCUGGAAGUAAUAGAUCUUUGCUUUAACAGAAUAGAAAAUGCAGGCGCAAACUAUCUCAGUGAAACUCUUACUUCACACAACAGGAGUCUUAAAGCGUUGUCAGUAGUCAGCAACAACAUAGAGGGAGAAGGACUUGUUGCACUUUCACAAUCAAUGAAAACAAAUCUCACUUUCUCUCAUAUCUACAUUUGGGGAAACAAAUUUGAUGAGGCUACAUGUGUAGCAUAUUCAGACUUAAUUCAAAUGGGUUGUUUAAAACCAGACAAUACAGAUGUGGAGCCAUUUGUGGUAGAUGGACGUGUAUAUCUUGCAGAAGUCUCCAAUGGCCUUAAAAAGCAUUAUUAUUGGACAUCAACUUAUGGAGAAUCUUAUGAUCACUCAUCUAAUGCAGGUUUUGCUCUUGUUCCAGUAGGUCAACGGCCAUGAAAAAGUAGCUCUAAAAUAAUUUUCAUACAUUUGUCUUAUUGUUUCAUAGAGAUUAAUAUUCUAUAGCCUAUUUUCUUUUAUAAAUUAAAACAAGUUACUUUUUUCAAAUGUGUAAAAGAUAAUGACUGUAUUAAACUUUGUAUAACUGUCUAUUGUGAAAAA
Pongo pygmaeus (Bornean orangutan) is the source of this 1907-nucleotide messenger RNA. RefSeq names its product leucine rich repeat containing 34 (gene LRRC34). Lineage: Eukaryota; Metazoa; Chordata; Mammalia; Primates; Hominidae. The transcript has 11 exons. The coding region runs from base 351 to 1745 and encodes 464 amino acids. The record is from RefSeq and is a predicted model, not a curated record. Gene Ontology annotation, molecular function: protein binding.